This is a messenger RNA of Hemiscyllium ocellatum (epaulette shark), 4166 nucleotides long. RefSeq names its product TGFB-induced factor homeobox 1 (gene tgif1). NCBI's taxonomy places the organism in Eukaryota, Metazoa, Chordata, Chondrichthyes, Orectolobiformes, Hemiscylliidae. The record is from RefSeq and is a predicted model, not a curated record. Gene Ontology annotation, molecular function: DNA-binding transcription factor activity, RNA polymerase II-specific; RNA polymerase II cis-regulatory region sequence-specific DNA binding. The coding region runs from base 298 to 1080 and encodes 260 amino acids. The transcript has 3 exons. Gene Ontology annotation, biological process: regulation of transcription by RNA polymerase II.
GACUAGUUCCGAGCGCAGGUAGCAGUGAUGUGUUUACCUUUUGUCUGAAUCCUCCAGCGAGCAACACGUUGGGGCAGAGCGAACAGCACCCACCCAGCGUGCACUCCCAACACUGCAGCUGCCACUAGUUAGUCGUGUACAUACACUCAAAACUUUUCUGCUGUUGCUGCUUCUUUUUGUAUUAAUCUGCAAGAAACGUAGCCGGGGAAGGUUUGUUUUAUUGUUUCCUCCUCCCUCCCCCUUUUUUUUCCACGGCGAACCUAGUUGGAGUGCCUGGAGACAUAUUACUGGAACAGGAUGAAAGCUAAGAAAGCGAUGGGGCCGGUCUGCGGCAGUGAAACGGACGAGGACGACAGUUUGGAGGUGCCUCUCGACCUCUCUCAUUCAGGAAAACGUCGUAGGCGGGGAAACCUACCCAAGGAAUCCGUGCGGAUCCUCCGGGACUGGCUGUAUGAGCAUCGCUAUAAGGCAUAUCCUUCGGAGCAGGAGAAAACUCAACUGUCCAGGCAGGCACAGCUAUCCGUACUGCAGGUCUGUAAUUGGUUCAUUAACGCACGCCGCAGACUCCUGCCAGACAUGUUGAGAAAGGAUGGCAUGGACCCCAACAACUUCACCAUCUCUCGCCGAGGCAGCAAGAGUGCAGAGCACACAUCGAUGACUUUUAAUAACUAUGUUGCAGAUCUUGAUGAAGGAUCUUUCAGAUCUGCAAGUUCCAGCCCAGAAAACGGGGAGACUUCUCCAUGUAGCAUCUCUUCUGCAGGGGGAUUACUGCCAAGACCUUCGGUGAUAUGUCACACUACUGUCUCCACAUCAAAUGACGUGCCUUUACACUACUGCCCACCCACCAGCAUAGAGGGAAUGGAUCUGUUGUCAAGUGCUAGUUUAGUGGAUACCAAUCCUGGAUGCUCCAAAGAUGCUGUUCAGGUGGGGUCAAACCAACCGCCCCAGAGUGGACUCUUUAACACCCCUCCACCCACUCCACCAGACCUCAACCAAGAUUUCAGUGGGUUUCAGUUGCUGGUAGAUGUUGCGCUCAAGCGAGCUGCAGAAAUGGAAUCCCAGUCGAAGCUUGUGGCUUAAAUUCUGUUCUCACUGGCUGCCAAACUGACUUGAGGGAGGAAUAAAAACACUAACUAAAUCCUUUUGUUUCAUGUGGAAAACAGUUGCUUUAUGCAGCAUGAUGCCUUCUUAUUUGCACAAGGGAAUCCAAAAACACGGCUUCCUAUCAUGGAAUUGUCUUAACAAACUAUUUGCAAGGAGACCAAUGAACUCAUGACUACUAUAGAUAGAAGUUCUUUAUGUUUUGUAGUUGCUGAUAAUGUGAGAAUUUUCCCAUGAUUAUGUGAUUCUUUACUUUCUGUGCAAUAUUUAGAUAAACAGAGCCGCCUUAUCAGUCUUUAUCAUUCCUGCAUGGAAAAAGUGUGGCCCAUGCAUUGUUUAGAACAACAGUUUUUAUAUAUAAUUAUGUAUUAUCACUGGGGCUUGUAUCUAAACUGAGUUUUGAUUUAUUCCUUCAGUCUUUAUUUCAGUGUGAGGCAACCAACCGUGGACCUGGGGAACAGAACUUUUAAUGUACUUCACCUGCAGUGACUGUUUUAUUGUACAGACCUUUCCUCUGCUUUACUUUUCCAGCUGCUACAGCAGGACCUGUGCAUAGGCAGGACCACGCCUACAAGAUUGCUUUACUUGUGGUUGCCAUCACUGGUUCGCUGCUAUUGUUACAGUAGCCAAUGUUACCUAAUCGUUUAAAGUUAGCUGCUGUAUUUGUAUCAAUAGUGAUCUCCAAAGUACAGAAUAAGAUUUUAAACCACCCACUCACUGCAAGUUUUUUUUAAUUGAAAUCCUGAGUGAUUUCAGAUUUGGUGGCUGGUGUGGCCAACAUCUCGAGUGUAGCACACAAACCUUGAAUGUACAUCUUUAUUUUGAUGCUUAUGGUUUUGUUUUCUCUUGUGCAUAUUUCAUGGAGGCACUGGAUCACGUGUCUGUUUUACCCAGGUCAUCCUCUUCCAUUACUGAUGAAGACUCCAUGGCUUCCUAGAACUUGCCUUUUGUAGCUGGUGUUGAGAGGUCUGGACACGCUACUGGCGGAACUUGUCAGUUUGUCUCCUACCACUGUCGGUGUCUUGAGAUAUUCAUGCUUAAAACAAAAAUCUGAUGGCUGUGCCAUUAUUCACUCUGUUUUCUAGGCUGUAAUUCAAAAUGAAGUUGGGACCGACUUAAGUGAAGGACUUUGUUUCUUUAACUGCUGUUACAUGAAUAGUUAGGGGCUGAGAGUCCAUGGGGCUUCUCCUGAUCUCCUGCUCUAACUCGUUUACUGACUCUGACAGUCUGCUGCCCGAAUAAUGGCAUGCAUGUGGGAAGAUCACUACAGAAUUUCAGGAUAUGAGUUCAAAUGCAUAACUUAAUUUACUACAAGGUAUAGAGAUUAAUGGACAUCUUGUGUUGCCAUGACAGUGUCAGUUUUGGUUUCUGUCACCCUGAUAAUGCACCUUAUCUCAAAGACCAGGCCCUGUUGCAUUCUUCAGUUUCUCAAUAGUGCCAGAGGACAGGAUUUCUAACAUGAAGUCCUGCUGGCAAUGUUCACAUUUUUAAGAAAAAAUGUACUAUUUGGCUGCUGACCCUUCGAUUGUUGAAGUGCUGUUUUUCCUGGGAUAAUUGUCAGAAGUUGUAGAAUUUACUCUACAAUUUAUUAACUUGAGGGAUGGUCAGGGAGAUGAAAGAAUGUUUGUUUUUUUUUAAAAAAAAUUGAUGUCUUUAAAUACUGUGCAACUUAAGAUUUGGAAAUUUGUAGUGUGAUUUCUUUAGCAGCUAGUGAUUUUUUUAAAGAUCUUUUUUAGCUGGGGGAAAAGGUUAUUUAAACUGUGUACAUGGCUAUACAAAUUUCAUUCCUACCUCCCUCCCACCCACUAUUUUUAAACUUUGCAAUAAAUGGCUUUUCCUGUUAACCUGUCUGCAUUGUGAGCAGGUACACAAUUAAACGAUAGUGUAAAUUUGCUAUGUCAUACUGCCAUGUAACAUCACGCUGAUGGUUGAACCAGUUUAAACCUUUCCAAGUGUGUUUCUGUUGGCAAAACGAUUAUGAUGUGACUCUUGCAUAGUUGGGUGACUUUAUAAUUUAUGAAACUAUUUCCACUGUAGUAAUGUCUGCAGUGCCAUUUUUGGCAUUGUCGCAAAGCAGGUUAUGGGAACAAGACCCUGAAAUCCCUUGCAGGUUCUCGUUAUAACUCUUUGAGACCAGUGACAUCCCCCAGGAAUAAUUACUAUCUUCAUCCAUCUAUGUUAGGACUAUCACUAAGUUGUAGUUGGUUGUUGGGGACUCCUCCCACAAAUGCUGGAAUUAUAUCCUACCUCUUGAACAAGGGUCCUGCAGUUCUCUAAGUCCUCAUGUCUACAAACAUAAAGGGCUGGAUCUUGUCCUAUAAUUAAACCAAAGAUCCGGCAAAAACUAAUUAUAAAUCAGACCUUCCUUUUGAAGUCUGGUCUCCAUUAUCUGUACCUUUUUGUACUGAUCAACAUUUUUUGGAUGAGUUCCUGUUCUGUGGCUUUUUUUUUGUAUAAUUUAUUAUAUAUUAUGGAUGCUGAUGACCUGACAGGCACUGACUUGCUGUUUCUGACUGAAACUUGAAUGGCAGCUGAUUUAACACCGUGAAAGUGACACAAUCACUAAAGCAUUCCAAACUUUCGUCUAUCGUUGUUGAUUAAUUCACUUUGCAUUCCUUUUUGCAAUUGGGUCAAUAGUACUGUAAUGAAACGUGAUUUCUUUUUUCCUGACUCAAUCAUAAUUCAACCUUUUUUAAAGAAGAAAUGAAAUAGUGAAGUUUCCUACUUUUUAACCUAGAACCUUUUUUUAAGCCUUCGGCUCUGGAAGGUAUUUGUACAGUUGGCAUCAUUGUGGUCAUCUUACAUUGUAAAGCUAAGUGAAGUCAAACUGUACUGAAUGAACCUGGUCGUUUUUUGCAUUGAUGUUUGCCUUGUUGAUUUAGUCAGGUUGCAAUGACCUGUAAAGAUUGACUAAAGUUGCAGUAUUCCUCUUUGCCUUGCCACUGGAUUCUGCAGGCAGGGUUCUUCUCACUUCUUAAUUAUAGGGUGGGGGCAACAAAAUGCAGUUUCACAAUGUAUCCAGUUUUGAUUUAAAGAAAAAAUAAAUUACUUUAUUUCCUUCGUAA